GAUAUUUAAAUGAUGGCAGGGUUACUAAUGAUUCUAUCUAUGGUGACAUGAUUAUGUUUGAUACUAAUUCGACAAGUUUGACAAAUCCAUUACUUCCUAACGCAAAUGCACCUAAAGCUCUAAAACAUUAUACUGCUGUUUUAUUGAAAAAUGGGAUCAUCAUCUAUAUUGGUGGAAUUGAUAAAAAUUAUGCUCAACAACUUGCUGAAGCUGAUAUGUAUAAG
Racocetra persica is the source of this 224-nucleotide messenger RNA. The record is from the annotation of a GenBank genome assembly. Lineage: Eukaryota; Fungi; Glomeromycota; Glomeromycetes; Diversisporales; Gigasporaceae.